Messenger RNA from Henningerozyma blattae CBS 6284, 450 nucleotides. RefSeq names its product nucleoside diphosphate kinase (gene YNK1). Gene Ontology annotation, biological process: GTP biosynthetic process; UTP biosynthetic process; CTP biosynthetic process. Gene Ontology annotation, molecular function: nucleoside diphosphate kinase activity. Lineage: Eukaryota; Fungi; Ascomycota; Saccharomycetes; Saccharomycetales; Saccharomycetaceae. The transcript has a single exon. The record is from RefSeq and is a predicted model, not a curated record. The coding region runs from base 1 to 450 and encodes 149 amino acids.
AUGGAAAGAACAUUCAUUGCAGUCAAACCGGAUGGUGUCCAAAGAGGUCUUGUCAUGGAAAUCAUGAGCCGUUUUGAAAAGAGAGGUUUUAAAUUAGUCGGUAUUAAGAUUUUGAAUGCUAGCGAAGAAUUGUUGACCAAGCACUACGAAGAACAUGUUGGUAAGCCAUUUUUCCCUAAAAUGGUUUCCUUCAUGAGAUCUGGCCCUAUCGUUGCUACCGUUUGGGAAGGUAAAGAUGUUGUUAAUCAAGGUCGUGCUAUGUUAGGCAAGACUAACCCAACUGAUAGUGCUCCAGGUACUAUUAGAGGUGACUUUGGUAUUGAUUUAGGUAGAAAUGUCUGCCAUGGUAGUGACUCUGUUGAAAGUGCCAACAGAGAAAUCAAAUUAUGGUUCAAAGAUGAAGAGUUAGCCAAUUGGGAAUCUAAUCAAACCAAAUGGUUGUAUGAAUAA